Messenger RNA from Eremothecium sinecaudum, 2358 nucleotides. It is a transcript of the gene ACF2, whose product is annotated as endo-1,3(4)-beta-glucanase. Lineage: Eukaryota; Fungi; Ascomycota; Saccharomycetes; Saccharomycetales; Saccharomycetaceae. The record is from RefSeq and is a predicted model, not a curated record. Gene Ontology annotation, molecular function: endo-1,3(4)-beta-glucanase activity; glucan endo-1,3-beta-D-glucosidase activity. The coding region runs from base 1 to 2358 and encodes 785 amino acids. The transcript has a single exon. Gene Ontology annotation, cellular component: cell surface.
AUGUGCCUUGAUAGAAAAAAGGUUUCGGACAUCGAAUAUAUUAAACAGUCCCGGAUGCCACCUCCUUUUACUGAAUUUAUGUCUGAAGAUCGCGAUGUUGAAGCUAGUGACAAUGUGCCACCGCCAUUGCCGCCAAGGAAUUAUCCUUCGAUGGAAACCAACGUAGAAAUUGACAUUACCAUGGUAGCACGGUUAAAAUUGCAACCAGGUCCAAAUGAAUUUGAUCCCAAUACUAACUUCAUACCUCCAUGUAGUACACCUAUGGCUAACAUUUUUGCUUCUCCGAUUUCCACUGAUGCACCACUUAGCUUAUUCACUAAGAAGAGCCAUCCAGUGCCGUUGCCUGGUAUUUUAAAUAACAAAAAUAAACCCGUUGAGACUAACAAGUUUUAUGGGAACAUGCUUGUCGAUGACCAAAAUACACCAGUUUGGACCCACCCAUAUUCUUUGUGGAUUAGUAGGUCGGACGUUCUUGGUAUGGCAGUCAACCAUGUCAAGGAAUCUCAACGGGUUUUUGACGAUCGGAAUACUCCUCCCAGGUACUUCUAUGGUCCGGUUUAUAUCAGCUCUAUUGUAUUCGGUUGUACAGAUUUCCAAUCCCGCAAAGACAUGAAGAUUACUGUGGUUAACCCUCGACAACUAUCCGUCGAGAUGAGAUUGGGUAGGUCAGAGGAGGAAUAUAUCCAGUUUCCUUUGGUCCAAGGAAUGGGACUCAUUACUGCUGUUUACUAUAAUUUGAUUCCCAGACUAUCCUCAAGAGUUGGAUUCAGAUCAAUCGAGGGUCAAACUUCUCCUCGCUCAGGUAUUAACAAAUAUAAAAUUGUCUUGAAUAAUCAUGUCACCUGGACAUUGUACGUUUCAAAUCCAUCUGGAAAAUCUACACGGUUGGCACUUCAGGAUGGAGACAUUGUGUCUGAUAAAAGUGUUUAUGGUUGCGUAUUUCAAGUCAUUCCCGAAACCGAUCCUGUAGUUGACAGCGUCGCAGGUUGCUAUAUCACCUCUGUUGAUUUCAGUGGGUCUGUUGACGGUAACAGAGGUAAUUAUACUUUCAAGUAUAAUACUGCUGGGUCGUCCAACAGCGGAAAUCCUUUGAUUUACGCAUUGCCUCACCAGUAUCAAAAUUUUACUCUGAGAACUACUGGUAAGACAAACUUAAAGCUUGAAUCAGUCGUGAAAGGUAUGAUGCAAGGGUACAUUACAAAAGUAUUUGACAUCAAUGUAGAGGUUCAUUCUGAUCUUGGUUUUGACCCUUACACAACAAUUCCUGGGAAAAAUCCCCCACGUUAUUCUAAUGAUGUGUUAAAUGCUAUUAGGAAAGCUGCUUCCUCGGAAGUUGAUGACAAUGUACUUCAUGAAACAGAUUUGGACUCAAUGUAUUUUGCUGGUAAGGCCCUAGCUAAAUACGCUUGGAUAUUAUAUUGUUGUCAGUUCAUAUUGCACGAUCAAAAGUUGGUAUCGAAUCUCAUGCCCAAAUUAAAGGAAGCUCUACGCAGAUUCAUCACCAAUAAACAAAAAUUGCCGCUAGUUUAUGACACCACAUGGGGUGGUCUUAUCUCUUCCGGUAAUGAACACCAGGACUUCGGAAAUAGUAAUUACAAUGACCAUCACUUUCACUACGGUUAUCACGUUAUUGCUUGUGCAAUAGUGGCCAAAGUUGAUCGUGAGGCGGGAGAUGGUAAGUGGUUGGGUGAAAAUAAAGCGUGGGUUGAGAACUUGAUCAGGGAUUAUGCCAAUCCAAGCACUGAAGAUAAGUACUUCCCAGUAUUCAGGUCUUUCGAUUGGUUCAAUGGUCAUUCUUGGGCAAAAGGGCUAUUCCAUAGCAAUGACGGCAAGGACCAAGAAUCAAGUUCUGAAGAUGUUAAUGCAUCCUAUGCAUUAAAGCUAUGGGGUCUAGUUACCGGUAACAAAAACCUUGCCAAAAUAGGCGAUUUGAUGAUAGGUGUGUUGAGAACAUCUUCACAGAACUAUUUCUUGUACACCAGCGAUAAUACCACAGAACCCCACCAAUUUAUACCAAACAAAGUGAGUGGUAUCUUGUUUGAAAACAAAAUUGAUCAUACAACUUACUUCGGUAAGUUGCCUCAAUUUGUUCAUGGGAUUCAUCAGAUCCCAAUUAUACCUGCUUCAUCAAUUGUUCGUUCACCAAAAUUUGUUGCUGAAGAAUGGCAUGAUAAAGUGGCCUCAUUCAUUGAUAAAGUUGAUGACGGUUGGAGAGGAGUCUUGAUGCUAAACCUAGCAUUAACCGAUCCAAAGGAAUCAUUCAAAUUCUUCAGCAGUCCAGAUUUUAACAAUAAAUACCUUGACGACGGACAAAGUAAGACCUGGUCUUUGGCUUAUUCGGGCGCAUUUUCAUCUUGA